This is a messenger RNA of Penaeus chinensis, 546 nucleotides long. RefSeq names its product cuticle protein AM1239-like. Gene Ontology annotation, cellular component: chitin-based extracellular matrix. The record is from RefSeq and is a predicted model, not a curated record. The transcript is spliced from 4 exons. Bases 1 to 546 code for a protein of 181 amino acids. Lineage: Eukaryota; Metazoa; Arthropoda; Malacostraca; Decapoda; Penaeidae. Gene Ontology annotation, molecular function: structural constituent of chitin-based larval cuticle.
AUGAAAGGAGCACGAAGCGUGGGUCUCACCUUGACGAAGGCAGGAAGUCCGUUAGGCCAAUGGCGUCCCCUGCUAUAUAACUGGAGCGGUGCCACACUGACACAGUAUCCCGACCCUUUCGACAUGUUCUCAGUGCUAUAUGAUAUGACAAUUUUGCAGAUUUCUGACAAUUUUGCAGAUUUUAGUCCAGUCAUUCCCAUCCUGAAGGACGAGCGUGAGGGACCUGACGCAUCAGGAGUGUACAGCUUCGAGUUCGAGACCGGCAAUGGCAUUAAGCGUGAGGAACAAGGUGCCCCUCGAGGACCGUCUGGCGCAGUGGCCAUGCAAGGAGGAUGGUCUUUCACUUUCCCCGACGGCUCUCCCGCCGACGUGACUUUCGUCGCCGACGACGCUGGUUACCGCGUCGAGUCCGACCUGCUGCCCACGCCCCCUCCCCUCCCCGCCCACGCCAUCGCCCAGAUCGAGAAGACUCGUCGGGAGGACGCAGCUGCUGCCGCCCUGAGCGGGCGUUACUCUGCCCCUCGGACUACCUAUGGAUACACUUAG